CAACUGCAAAUCGUUAGGUCAUCUCGCGUGCGAGUGAAUUUAAAAGUUGAAUUGUCAGUAAACAAGUUACGAACACGAGAUGUGCACAAACCUGUUCCCCGUGCUCAAAAAUGCCUGAACCGACUCUGAAAAUACAAAACCCACCAUGGUGGCGAAGACGGUCGCGGACCGAGAAGACACUCCUCAUAGUCACCGCCGUGCUAACCAUGCUAAUCAUAAUCCUCCUCGCUGUGAAUUUAAUUCGCUUAAACGAAGGCUGCCACGACAUAUGCCUCACCCCCGGCUGCGUAAAAACCGCGGCCCAAGUGCUGGAAAAGGUCGAUUUAAACGCCAACCCUUGCGAGGACUUCUACAACUUCGCCUGUGGGAAUUUCAUCAAAAAUACGGCCAUUCCCGACGACAAGGCGAUGAUUUCGUCCUUUAGCAUCGUGGAGGAUGAGGUUGAGGACCUGAUGCAAAGUAUACUGAAAAAACCGAUCGCACCGACGGACACUAAGCCCAUCGUCCUCGCCAAAACGCUCUACCAGGCUUGCAUGAACACGCGCGAAAUUGAGGCAAACUCGGUGAUUAAAUUCAAACAGCUAAUGAAAAAACUGGGAGGCUGGCCGGUGAUCGAAGGCCCAGAUUGGGACGAAAAUGAAUUCGAGUGGCUGGCAACAAGUUACAAAUUCAUGAAGACGGGAAUGACUCCUGAUAUGCUGCUCAACAUUGUUGUAGAGGCCGAUAUCUCGAACUCGUCCAGAUACGCACUGUUUUUGGACCAAAUCGACGUCAAGUUGGACAAAAUCAAAAGAAACGGGUUUAAUGAAACGGUCUUUCAAGCUUUUUACGAGUUUAUGACAAAAGUAGCAGUGGUUUUUGGAGCUGAUGAGCACACAGCGGCCGAAGAAAUGAGACAAGUUGCGGAAUUCAUUGUGACAUUGGCUAGGAUUACAGUACCGGCGGAGGAGCGCCACAACCAGUCACUGGAAAAUAAUCCAAUGACUAUUAGCGAACUGGAAAAUCGGUACAGUUACGUCCCCUGGUUGGAAUAUAUCAACACAAUGUUAAAACCGUAUCAUAAAGUGACUCCCAAUAACACAGUCGUGGUUAAAAUACCCCAAUACUAUGAUAAAUUGCAGGACGUUUUGAGAAACACGCCAAAACGCACUUUGGCCAAUUACAUGUUCUGGUCAAAAAUCCAAGAAUACGUGACAUAUCUGAACGACGAGCUUAGAAACCUAGAACUAGAAGUCUACAAAGUGGCGUUUGGGAUUGACAAACGUCCGCCACGAGUCAAAGAAUGCACGCAGCUGUGCAUUAGGUUGUACGUAGCCAGUGGUGCACUUUUCGUUAAAAACUUUUUCAAUGAAAAGGCCAAGCAGGAGGUGACCGAAAUAGUUAGCAACGUUAGAGACGAGUUUAUUAAAGCACUGAAAACUGUGGAUUGGAUGGACGAUGCGACGAAAAAACAAGCACUGGAGAAAGCCGAAGCGAUUCACCUCCACAUGGCCUAUCCGGACGAGCUACUAGACGAGAAAAAAUUGGAAAAAUACUACGAAAACCUUACUUUAGAUUCGUCCGAUUACCUCGGCUGUCGACUUAACAUAUCUCUGUUCAGCGACGCAGUCGACUACCAAGAGUUGGACAAAUUACUGGAUAAGAAAGACUGGCGACAUCACAGUUACGUGGCUUUGGUGCAAGCUUUUUACGACAAGAACGAGAACAGCAUCGAAUUUUUGGCGGGUAUUUUACGCAACGUUUUUUUCAACGAAACUAAACCCAAGUACAUGAAUUAUGGGGCCAUUGGUCACAUCGUUGGGCACGAAAUAACCCACGGUUUUGACGACGUCGGGCGACAAUACAACACGGAAGGGAAUCUGGUGAACUGGUGGGAACCUAAAACCAAGGAAGCUUUCGACUCUAAAGCUCGCUGUAUCAUCGACCAGUAUGGCAACAUAACCGAGCCGGAAGUUGGUUUAAAUCUAAAUGGUGGACACACCCAAGGCGAAAACAUCGCCGAUAACGCUGGGAUAAAGCUGGCGUAUUUAGCGUACAAAGAGUGGGUUAAAAGGAACGGUCCUGAGUUUGUGCUUCCCGGACUACCUUUCACCCCGCUACAGAUGUUCUGGAUUUCUGUGGGCAACACGUGGUGCAGUGUGGAAAAAAAUGAAAUUUUGAAAUUGACAGUGUUGCAAGAAGUGCACGCACCGAAUCGUUACAGAGUCAAUGUUCCUCUAAUGAAUUCAAAGUACUUUAUCGAGGACUUCCAGUGCGGGGACAAUUCCAAAAUGAACCCCAAACACAAGUGCCAUGUUUGGUAAAUGUUGUUAAUAAAAUUACGUUAAUACUU
Molecule: messenger RNA, 2332 nt
Organism: Tribolium castaneum (red flour beetle)
Lineage: Eukaryota; Metazoa; Arthropoda; Insecta; Coleoptera; Tenebrionidae
Product: neprilysin-2
Exons: 11
Coding region: 111-2303 (730 amino acids)
Biological process (GO): protein processing
Cellular component (GO): plasma membrane
Molecular function (GO): metalloendopeptidase activity
Source: RefSeq, a predicted model, not a curated record